GCCGUUCACGUCUCCUGCUCUUUUAUCUUCGAUCACCGUUGUCCACCAAUUUCCGGUCACCACAUCAAUCAAAUCAAUAUUCCCACAUUUUCCCUUCACCUUCCCCUCCAUCCUUCCUCCCGUUCCGCCGCCGCCGCCGCGCCCUUCAUCUCCCACUCCAAUUAAUCCUUUGAUUCCUCUCGAUCGAUCGCAGCAAGUAGUUGGCGAGGAGCUAGCCAGCGAUCAAGCAAGUUUUUUUAUUAGCGCAAUCGAUGAUGGAAAGCUAUGCAUCCAUGGCGGCGCCGCCGCCGCCGCCGUCCACUUCCUUGCCUUCCCCCCGUCAGCUAUCCUUAGCUGAUCCGGAGGCGUCGUUCCCCGGCCGCGCCGCCUCUGAGGUCGAGCCGGCAAACAAGAAGAAGGAGAAGAAGGCGAGGAGGCACCGGUUCGCCUUCCAGACGCGGAGCCAGGUGGAUAUCCUCGACGACGGCUAUCGCUGGCGCAAGUACGGCCAGAAAGCCGUCAAGAACAACAAGUUCCCCAGGAGCUACUACAGAUGCACACAUCAAGGGUGCAACGUGAAGAAGCAAGUGCAGAGGCUGUCCAAGGACGAAGGCGUAGUGGUGACGACGUACGAGGGAGUGCACAGUCAUCCCAUCGACAAACCCAACGACAACUUCGAGCACAUACUCAAGCAAAUGCAGAUCUACUCCCAGUUCUAAUCCAGUAAUUCAUUAGUUUGUUAAUUGAUCAUUUAAUUACUGGAUCCUACGUACGUCUAGUUUACGUUCUUGUAAAUACAAAAGUUGUAAUUUAAAACAUUAAGCUUCGCCAAGGAGAAAUAUAUAUGUUCUAUAUAUUGUAUCUCGAUCCUUGAGCUUCACUCAGGAUUAGUAUA
Molecule: messenger RNA, 874 nt
Organism: Zingiber officinale
Lineage: Eukaryota; Viridiplantae; Streptophyta; Magnoliopsida; Zingiberales; Zingiberaceae
Product: probable WRKY transcription factor 75
Exons: 2
Coding region: 252-698 (148 amino acids)
Biological process (GO): regulation of DNA-templated transcription
Molecular function (GO): sequence-specific DNA binding; DNA-binding transcription factor activity
Source: RefSeq, a predicted model, not a curated record